AUGCGAAUUCCGAAGAGGCCGUUCGCUGCGUUUUGUUUCUCCUUUAUCGCGCCCCCCGCGGAGGUCUGCUCUACUUCCAGUUCUGCCGCCGACUGGACCUUCUUGAGGCGUCGAUCUUCACCCAAGGUAGCCUGCUUCUGCUCUCUGCCUAGCGGCCGGCGUCAUCUCUCCGUAAAAGGUAAGAAUUAUUGCCUUUCUGGUAAUGCUUGGUGAUUUGAGAUAGUGGUCGUUAAUGUGCUUUUCAGAUCCAAAGGAGGGAGCAUGUCCCGUUGCGGAUUAGAUAUCGUGUUGUUAAUUUUGUCAAAUUUUUGACUUAUUUUGUUUUAUUAACUACUUUUUAUGCUCCCUGGAUGUUGACUUUCUUUGGACCAGUAUUUGACCUGUAUUAAUGCCUCGUACGAGGCUUGAAAGAGAAUCUGAUUCAUCCUCAUUUUUUUAAGGGCCUAUCUGUAUAGGCUCUCGUUCAAGACUGCGGUAGCUUUCUCAGUUGGUGUGUUGCUAAUAUGUAUAAAUCGUUAUUCCUCUCAGAGCAUAAUAUAAUAGUUUUUAAGCAUGUUGGGAGUUUUUUUUAUGCUUGAGUCACAUUUUCUAUUUAUUUCCUUAGUUAAUCCAUAUUUUCCUCGACAUCUUACACGUUUUUUUUUUCAUCUUGUCAUUGUUGUUGUUGCCUUUUUCUCGAUAAGGCUUUGGGCUCCAUCUGGAAGAUUUUGCAAUCAUCAAGAUGAAGCAACUUGUUUGAAAAGUCUCUUGUAUAAACUAAAAUCACUGAAUUCCAUCUAGUAAAAAUUCCAAGGAUUAAUUGGUAGAGUAUGGAGUCCAAUUCGACACUGAUAUGCUUACCUCAAAUUUAUUGGCUGGGUUUUACUGUAAUAUUAUCAAAAUCGGUUGAAAAUCUUAAGCCUAACCUUGGGUGGGGAUUGGGAUCUAAAUGCAAUAAUUAGGUUGAUGAAUUUUACAUGGUAACAUUUGGAUUCUAGGUUUCUGAACGAGAAUUAAAGGAAAUAAGGGUAAUGAAGAGUUUUUUAUUAAGUACUUUAGCUCACGAAGUCUGAAGAUCAAAGAUUUUUUAGGCUGUUCCUAGUUCAUGCUAUGCUCACAUAAUUUUUGGUAUCACAUAUAACGUAUGUUUAUGUUUUCAUGCUUCUGCUGAAAAUUCUGUAGUCGCAGACAAAGAGAUGGUUUUUCUUGCAGCUUGAUGCUGCCUGCUUUUUGAAAAUAUUGUUGAAAGCCUUUCCUGCUUUGAGCUUUGUUAUAUUCAUUAUGUGCUACAUGUACUUUUCUGCAUUUUAUAAUCUGCAUAUUUAUGUGUGUACUAGUAUUCAUUGUAGGCUGAUGCCAUUCUAGCAUCCUUACCAGGAGAUCAGGAGGUUGCUAGGAUGGAUGCCAAAGAAGGUGGCAAUUCUUCUGUGCCGAUGGAACAUAGACGUGAUUUUGGAGACCAUGGAAAUCAUAUAUGGUCUUCACCUGAGUGGGGCCGAACCAUUUCCAUGGGAAAGCAAAUAUUUUGCAAUAGGUCCUUGAAUAUGAGAAAUAUUGUUGCAGUUGGGUUUGACAUGGAUUAUACUUUGGCGCAAUACAUGCCUGAGACAUUCGAAUCCUUAGCUUAUGAAGGCACUGUCAGAAAGCUGGUUUACAACUUGGGAUAUCCUUCAGAGGUAAGCAGGUUUUCAAUCUUCCUCUGAAUUUACAGAUACCCUUUUUACAGUUAUGUUUUGUGAGGAGUGAUGCUCUCUAGCAUCUAACUUUAUAUAGUUUGGUUUAUUUCUGAUUUUAUGAUCUGCGAUCAUAUGGGUUCGUUUUUGGUUCUAUUUCCUAUUUUUCACCUUGGUAAUGACGUUGCAAAUGAUUUCAACAUUCAUUCCCUGCCUUGAAUUAUUAUUUGACGUUAUUUCUGGACAUAGUACUUCCUUUUCCUGAAUUUUGAAAUUCAAACGUAUCAGACAUUUAUGGAAUCUGAAACUUUUUAGUUAGCCAUAAAAUGGAAUGUUUCCACAGAGAGGGAACCUCUGAUUCUAUAUCCAUGACCUCGUACUCUACACCUUUGUCAAUUAUUCAAAUCCGAUAAUGUAAUGGAAAUGACGAAACUGAUGUUUAUCUACUGGCGUGAUGCUAAAUAAAAGUUUCACAUCUUUCGUGAGUUACUCAACUUAAGUAUUGAUCUUGUGUGCGUGGCAUUAAGUUGAUUUUUAUGGUUUUUUAUACGGUUCAAAUCCUUCAUGUUCUCAGUUUCAAAAUUUCUAGUGUAUAUCGAUUGUCAGAGGUACAUUUUGAUUCUCUACAGGGGGUUGCUUUUAUGCUUGCCGCAUUUUUAUGGAAACGGCUGAUUUCAUUGAGUCCAGAGUCAUUUUCCUAGCUCAUAUGAUGGCGCUUAAACAAAAUCUUAGCAGUUAUUUUUCAGUAGUUUUCUAGAUUUGGUUUGGGCCAGUACAAUAACGCUGAUUGCAAUUUUACAUCAGUAUUUGUAGCUAGAUGAUAGAAACAUUUUUCAUACAUUUUAUAGGCUGACAUUGAUGAAAUACUUUGAGCAUAAGAAUGUUUUCUUAUGCCUCUUCUCGACAAUUAACGUGCCCUUUGGAUGUUGUGUGGAGAAUGAUCAGUUGUGUAAUAAUGCCUAAUUUUUUCUUCAUUUAAUUUAUUUCAGCACACCGAUAAGAACUUAGACCUGUGCAGCAGCAUUUGGUUGAGUUUUCUAUCUACUAGAAACCUACAGUGCGUAGUCAGAGAAUUUGAGCUUAAUAAACACAUGUUCUUUUUCCUGCUUGCAGAUUGCUGUGCCUUUCAUUUGUGAAUCAUCUUUACCAUUUGUCACUCUUCUAUUUAUUGGUUAAUCUUGUAGUUAAAUGCACAGAUGAUGGCUCAGGGAACUGGAAAAUUCCUUCUCUCUCAUUCCUAUUCUAUCCCCGAUCCAUAUUCACAUUAUUUUUUUGUUCAUCCAUUUGUCACUUUUCUUGCUCAGGUUUCUUUAUUGAUUUGGUAAGUUUUAUUAUCCUCUGGUGAGUUUGGUUCAAUCCUAGACAAAAUCAAUGGAUUUGGAUUUGGAUUCCAGUUCAUAAUAAACGAGGAUCCUAGAUUUAUUGGGCAAGUUUUUGUAACGAUGAUAAUUCCUUAGCAUUUUCUGAUCCUUUUUUUCCAACAAAAUAACUAUUGCUGGACCUGUUCUUCAGUGGAUAUAGAGUUCUGGGUGGUGGAAGACACACCUAUCCUCGAGUCCUAGAAGACCACUUGAUUUUAUAAUGUUAUUUUUUUUCAUAGCCUGCUUAGACACAUUUCAGGUGGAAUAACUAAUAACUAUGAAGCAAUAAACCACCCGCUUUAAAAAUGUCAUCAUUUGGUCUUUCUCGGUCACAAUGGAGCUGCAAGGAGGCGCAUGCUAUGUCUUUCCAUUAGGUUGAACUGAAGGAUGGCCUAAAUAAAAUAAAACAUAUGCAGUGGAGGCCAAUCUUAGGCGUUCUCGUAUCUUCAUUCUCUGUUUUCCUCAUCACGUACUGAAAUUUAUUUGAUAUUUCCAGAAAUUUUAUUUAAAUUUUAAUAAAUUCUUCUGCUCUAUGUAUGUACAUGUAUACACAUGACUCCUGCUAUCUUUUUUAGGAUCCAAUCAAUGCUCGUAGAAGUGACUUUGCUUUAAGUUUUACUUUUCUUUAAGGUGAUGGUAGAACUUUUUGAGGGAACUCAUAUUUUCCGAUUAUUGCAGCUGUUAGAGUGGUCUUUUGAUUGGAAAUACAUGGUCAGGGGUCUCGUUCUUGAUAAGAAAAGGGGAAACAUCUUAAAGGUCUGUCUUUAGUUCUCGUUUCAUGCAUGCAUGUUUAUUUAUCUAUCAUUUCACCCGAACGCCAUCAUGCUAUUAUAUAUACUUUUGAAGAUGUCUCUAGUCGAGUUUUUAAUGCUAUACUGAUAUGAUCAUGUCACGAUGACUUGAUAUAAAUGUGACAUUCUGAAGUGCAUUGUUGGCCGACUUGGUAUAUAACUGAGGGUUGCCUGGAAAAUGAAAAAAAUUAGAGUCGGAUCAUAUAGAGUUUUUUGCCUUCAAACCCACGGAGCCUAACCCUGGCGUCUAUUCUUAGAUACCUUCAAUACUGCAUAACGCUUUUAAAAGGCAUUAAGCUAUGCUACUUGUUUGCUUGACCUGUAUUGAGGAUUAGAAAGCAAUCAUAAUGGACUUGUAUAAUUCGGCAGGAGUUGCACAAAGUUGACAAAGCAUACUACGUGGCCUAUGCUAGAAAUAAACAAAAAAUUAUUGACGCAGUAUGUCAUAUAUUGACAUAUUUAUCCUUUCACAUGUGUUCCAUGCUAGCACCAAUUUCAUGAUGUGUGAACAGUUUUUUUAGUCUCUACCAUGCGGAUAACAAAGGUCGAGCACACAAUCCAGGAAUGAAGUCUAUGGCUAUGGUGUUUUGUAAAGGCGGUUGAUCAUCUAACCCAAAAUCAAUGGGUCAUGAGUGAAAUAGAUCCAUGUAUUUAACCACAAGAUUUAACCUAUCCCUUUAACUUAUCUAUAUACAAGUGAAAAAUUAAUUAUCCCUUCGUGCACAAAGGUUAGGAUGCAUGGGUAGCAUCAAGAGAAGAUACAUUUCCAAAUGAUACUGAAUUUCUUUUGUUGGGUAUCCUCUAUUAGAAUACAAAAAUAUGUAGAUGGGAGGAACUGUAAUAUACCCAUAAAGAAAAAAACAAUUGGUUGUUCGAGUAAAAUUAUUGAUAGCUUUUGGAGCCUCAAAGUGUCAGAACCUGGAAGCUGUGUUGUACGGCUAAAGGAUGGGUAAGGAGGGAUAUGCGGGAUAUAAUUCCCUAGUUACCAUAUGGACGAACAUUUGCUUUAUGCUUUAUCUGUUACUCCCAACGCCGUUUCUCUUACUGAUCGCCACUACUGGUAACUGUCCUCAGGUUUCAUCUAAUUUUGUCUAAGGAGAACUAUGCUAGCGCUUCUCCAUAUCAGGAAAAAGAAUAUCCUACCUUUCGCUUAGAGACAUGUAUACAUGUUAAUCAUUUUUUUUCAUUCAAUAUUAACCCUAUUUGGGUCUGGCACCAUUACAAAUUUUGUGAUGAUAUCACUCUGACGGGUUUAUUAUCAUAAAUGUUUCAAUGUUCAUAUUUCGGUGGUUUUUUUUUGAAAAAAUACUUUCUUUUACAAACAGAUUAUCUUUUUUUCAGAUGGAUCGUCACAAGUAUGUCAAAUUAGCAUACCAUGGUUUCAAAGAGAUGUCGAAAGAAGAUAAAAUUGCCACAUAUGGGAACACCUUGACUCGGGAUUCAUUUGAUGAGCCUGACUAUGCACUUAUUGAUACCCUUUUCUCUCUUGCUGAAGCUUACUUGUUUGCCCAACUCGUUGACUUCACUGAUAAAAAUCCUGGAAAGGUCCCUGCUGGUGCUGAGUAUGUUUUCACUACCAUCGUAGAAUUUGAUUUCCUUAUAUAUUUGUUAUAAUGGUCCACUUUAUAAUUUUUUAUUUCAUGAUAUUAGUCACGGAAACAUGCAUGUGCAUAAUUCUACAUGUGUGGAUCCAAGGAUUGAUGGUAGAGGACACAGAUGUAUAGCGGAGUUAUAACUCCUGAAGGUCAUCACUGCGUUUUUAUUGAAACAUUAACAACCAUCUUAUUUGGCAUUUCGAUUGUGAAGAAAUAUCAUAUUUCCUCCCCGACGUCUGGUUGUGUUAGUAAUGAUAAGAAAACAAACGCUAAAAUGGAGAAUGAGAGUGGCCAUGAAACUGUAUGCAAUAUUCUAUGAUUUACUUGAAUGCUAAACUGUUUAUUUUCUUUGACUAUUUUUUAUGCCAGAAAUAAGAGUAUUCUGCUUUCAGGACAAAACAAGUACUAAAAAAAAUCUUUAUUUAUCAUUUAUAAAUCCCCUAACAGAAGAAGCAAUGGACAGGUUAGACUGCAUUCCUAACUAAGGGAGUUAGGAAUGCAAAUAUAACAUCACGAUUUCACAUUUUGAAGUUUGUCGUGAGUUGUGUACCUUUUGUGGUGAUUUCCUUUUUUUCUUUUACAUGGACAUGUCUGCCAAUGAACUGCUUCCCAAGAAGUUAGUGUAUUUUUUUAUUCCUUCUAUAGCUUAUUUUUAAAAUAUAAUGUUCAAUAUUUGAGAUAUUGAACAUCAUUCUAGAUACUUAAGUUGUAUCUAUCACCAGUUUUUUAUGUAUUUAAGGAGUUUAAUGUUUAGUUGGAUCAUGCAGUUAUUGUCAGAUGUAUAAAGAUGUACGUGCUGCAGUUGACUUAUGCCAUCGGGAUGGAACUCUGAAACAAAUGGUUGCAGAUGAUCCUGGAAAGUAAGAAAUGAUUCGAAUAAAUACUUCACUUUCUAUAUGAUAGUUGUGCCAUAGCUGACUUGAAAGAAAACCAUUAAUGAUAAUUGAUGAGAACUCUCUUCAUUGAAUCAUAUGAUUUCCAAGAUCCGAUUUCAUUCUUGGAUGGAUUAAUCCACCCAAUUUCUUUCCAUGCUCAUGGCGUUGGUUUCCUGAUUUCUAGUACAGAUUUACCUCAUGCACGUCCUGGAUUUUCUCCAAAUUGUGAUUCUUUGAUGCUUAAUUAAUUCUAUUGACCCCUCAAACUUUUCAACUUACAGAGCCACCGAUCUUACUCAUUUUCACAAUUGUUUCGACUUUCAGGUACAUUAAAGAGGACUUAUCAAUUGUACCAAUGCUUAAAAUGCUUAGGGAUUCUGGCCGCACUACAUUCAUGGUUACAAAUAGGUACUAGUUUCGCCUAUGAAACAAAGGCAUGAUUGCCCAUCAAUCGUGUACCCUUUCGUGGGGGAUCCUUUGUUGUAACCUCUUUAGUUAAUUGAAGCAUGUAAAAGACUGAUUGUAAUGUCUUAUAUCUUGUAGCUUAUGGGACUAUACAAACGUUGUAAUGAAUUUCCUUUGUGGGAACAAAAAAUUCGAUAGUGCUUCUUCUCAAAUAUUCGAUUGGCUGGAUCACUUUGACGUGGUUAUCACAGGAAGGUAUUUGAUCUUAACUUAUACGCAUGUAGGUUAACAAUUUAUCAUGAGAAAUUUAGGAAUCUUCUUCGCUUUUGAUGUAUUAUUCCAGCUACGAAAAAUAGUUUUGAACCUGUGUACUGAUGAUUUGAUAUGACAUAAUGCAGAUAUUGAUGCUAAUUAGACCGAUAUUUGGUUUAUUUGGUUACCUGAUAGCAUCUCUGUGCACUUGAAACACGAAUCUUUUCUCCAGGGAAGGGGGGGGGGGGAAGAAAUAGGCCAAUUGUGCUAACUGCUGCUGGUUUAUAUACUUCCACAUUGCUGAUCGGCCUUAUCCUUCCUUUUUUUAGGUUUCUAGGCAGAUUAGCUUUGAGUAUUAAGUGCUUUUUCCUCAUGAUUUUGAUUUCAUGUGAUGUUCAAACUAUUGAAAUUUUGGAGAGGCCUAUAUAUUGUUGAUGAACGAGGAUCGAUUGGUCUUCUGGAGUAAAUAAGACCAUUGAAGAAAUAUAAAAUAGAUAAUAGGAUUAAUAUUUUUAGAUUUGGAUCAAUUUUCUCCCCCUGGGGUUUUCUCCAAUAAUUCUCACGAAACUCUGUUUAUUUUCCUUCUUUUCCGGUCCCCUUUUCUCGACCUACCUUCUCUUAUUCCUAUCUUAAAUAAUAUUUCAGUUCACUCGCUUCUUUUCCAGAGUGCUUUUUUGACAGGUUUCAGCUUCUUCUAUAUAUGUUCUUUGAAUCAUCAAAUAAGCAUAAUACAUUGAGUUAAAUUCAGCUUCUGAUAUCAACGACCAUAUCCUUGUGGAACAUUUUAAUGUGUAUUUUUAUGUUAGAUUUAUGUCGUCCAUUUUAAUCAUUUUCACUUUUCGAUAGUACCUGGUUCCAUCAGAAUCUAAACUUUUCCUUGAGAAAUUGCACUCCGAAAUAGCAGUAGCGUUAAUUGUUUUCUACUCUUACAGUUCAAAACCUAGUUUCUUUCAUGAAGAUAAUCGUGCAAGUCUAUUUGAAGUCGAUCCUGAAUCAGGAAUGCUUCUUAACACUGACAAUGGCAAUAUCAUUCCUCAGGUAUGUGGGAAUAAAUAUUGUUUAUAACCCUGUAGUUAUGUCCAUUGAUUUUUUGUUACCUCAUCUGCUGUCAUUUUUAAUUUUUUUUUUUAAAGAUUGGAUGUACUUCACCAAGAUUACCAACAAAGGCACUGAAAAAGGCUUGCAGAGUUUUUCAGGUAGUUUCGCAGUGAACAAGAUACAGUGGCCGUUAGGCCUUCAAUACUUCAACCAUUAUCUCUGUUCAUUCAUUUCAGUUGGAUCAUUUAACUGCUAUCUAGCAGGUUAGCCAUGAAUAGUAAUUGUAUCCUUCACUUUCAGGGAGGCAAUGUUCGCCAUCUUCACAGACUGCUAUCUAUUGAAGCAAGUUCUCAGGUAGUGUAUUAUUUUAUUUUGAUUAUUAUAGGAAGCGUGCUUCUUUAUGUAUGACUCAGGAUAGAAAUCUUCUGAUUGAUCAACAAACAAAAUCAUCUCUGACCUGGGGUCUGUAAGAGUCAAUUCUCCAUUUUAGUGGCCUUACGUAGCUUUUCAAAAAUCUCUCUCUUGUAAGGUUGUCAUGAGCUACUCUCAUGCUAAGGCUGUUAUUUUUAAAUUAUGUCAUUUGUUAUCAGUGCGGUUAAUUGAUCCUAAAUCAUAUUCAUCAUCCAUCAGACUAGCUCUUUGGCACCAGCGGCAAGAAUCCUGUUCUUUAAUUCCUCUCUAUCACUUACGAUAUAUCUUAAAUAUCUAUUUUUAUCCUCCACUGAUUCCAUCUAUCCUAUUUAUGUUUUCCAUGUGGAUUUAUAAUCAAGAUGCAAUUUUUUUUAUCUAUUUUAGUUCUGAUACGAAAAAUUUACAUAUGAAAUGGUUACAAAUUAAAGGCUUGCAUUGGACUCAACCUGCUUAUUCUUAUAUGGCUCUAACAUGGGACUCAUCUUAAGAAUAAUCUUCUCUGCCCUCUCUCUCUCUCUCUCUCUCUCUCUCUUCUCACUACUUGUCACAUGUGAUAUUAUGCUACUAAGUUGCAGGGACUACUCUUAUUAAGCUGGCCUAAGUGGCUUUUGGAGACCAAGACCAUAAAUCACACAUCAGAAUACAAAUUCCAACGUGAGAAAAGUCUUAUAGCUUGUAAAUGGACCAUACCGUCAUCUGGUGGAUGUCUUUCCAGUGCAUAGUUCUUUCGCCAGCUUCCCCUCCAACUAUGUUUUUGCUGUAUCUCUUCAGUGAAAAAAGUAUCUCCAAAAUUCCAUAAACCUGACUUAGUAUAAUGGUAGAGAGAAAAAGGAAAAAAAAUAUCAUUAAAAUUAAAAUUUCUCAUAUACAUGAUAGAAACGAAACAACUAUGUUAGGUCUGUAUACAAGCAGGCCUAUUUGUCCUUGUAGGUUCGUUAACUCCAACUAACAAGUAUAACAGCCUGCUUGCAUAAUGUCGCAUUUAAACCUACUUUUUUCUUGAAUAAAUAAAAUAUAUUUUUACUUGGAUAAAAUUAGUUAAAUAAAUUUCUAUAUCUUAUUCCAGCUCAUAGACAUUUUUAUGGUGUUUUCACCUAGGUCUUGUAUGUUGGCGAUCAUAUCUACGGUGACAUUUUGCGUAGCAAAAAGGUUCUAGGUAUAACUUUUUUCACCUCUUAUUUACUUCGCGGUAACUAAUUUUUCCUAUCCAAAUGACUGUUGAAGGCUUUUUGAUGGCAUGUUUUGAUUACUUUGACGCUUUUAUCGUGACAUGUUGUUACAACCCUGUUGAUGAGUGAGCAGCGAUGAAACCGAAGUCCAUUGCUGUGCUUGAUUAGGGAAAGUAUCAAUACUCCCCUCUCCCCACCUCGUUAACCUCGUAUAGACUUCUAGUUAAAAUAUCCCUUAAGGUAACCAGGAUGUCACUUUUGAAUGCCAAUCAUAACAUUAGAUUGAAUGUUAAAAUAUCCCCUAUGGUACAUGUACCGCAUCAAGCUCACUAGAAUUCUUGAAACCGGAUACAAGAGUCUAGGAGAUGGAUGUGAUCUAUGUUAAAAAAAUAAAUCAUCAUCAAAACGCAGUAACACAUGUCCAGUAAACUUCAAAUUUAUAUAGGCGGCCAGAGCAUAAAAAAACUGUAUGAAGUUCGAAGUGUUAUUCUCUGGCCAAAAAAAGCGUUGUAUUAUACGAUUUCAUAGCUAUGCUCUGGCAAGUCAGAGAAGCUAAGUUUCAGAUCGCUCUCCUAAUUGUUGAAACUGGAUCUACGAAAAAACUUGAUCGUAAGCAUGUGAAACGUAUUUCAUCUGUUUUUUUUGAUAAAUUUAAUCCCUUUGUCUGCCCUUCUGCUACAUUUGCUAUGUUUCCUUUUUUUUUUUCCAGUUGGUUUAUGUGCAUUGGUAGCAUCUGGUUGAGUACUCUUUUUUGUUUAGGUUGGAGAACCAUGCUUGUUGUUCCAGAGCUUGAGAGGGAAGUAGAGCUACUUUGGGAAUCAAGAGAUUUGAGGAAGGUACCUUAUGAAAUUCAUAUUUUCUAUGAUGUCCUCUUAAGACGCGAAAUUUAAGGAUAUCGCCUACUUCUGAAUUAUUCCUAAUGGAUAUUGUGUAUAAUUUUUUUCUGCUGCAGUGCUGUGUCAGCCCGUUUCAGUGUCUCAUUUUCGGUUGAUUAUUUUAAACAUGAAACUCGUAAAACAUGCUCUUUAUUUUAGUAUUUCGUGAGAUUGAUGUAGAUUCAUACAGAAAGAUGGUGCAUUAAAGGACGGUUAAUUAUUUUUCAUUUUACCAUCUGUUCAUUUGUCCAGGAACUUAGGCGAUUACGAAAAGAACGGGAUGCUAUUGAAGACAAAAUUCAUCAUCUGAGUUGGUCUGUCAAGUAAGGAAUCAUGUAUGCCUGGAUUUUUGCAUUAUUUGUCCCAUGGAGACCGAAAUUCAACGUUCAUUUAUGAUAUAAAGGAGAUUAUUGCGCCUAUGAGGCUUGUAAUGUUUUCGUCGAACCUUUCUUGUGAUGAAUGAAGGAACUAUAUUAGUAGAGGCAUAUUAACGUGUGGAUAAUAAUGGGAAAUUCUGCAAUCAUUGAUAUUCAUUCAUGUGCUGAACUCGAUGGUAAAAAUUGUGACGUUGUUUUGAUUCUUUUUUUAAAAUAAACAAUCUGGUUCUGAUCAUUGAAAAAUUAUGAAACCUUUUUUUUUUUGGCAUUCACCGAUGGUAAAUGUUUGAAUUCUCAUGCUUCACCGAGGGUAAAAAUUUCCUUGAAAGAUUCCACCUUAUCUUCUACUUUUCCUGCAGUAUAUAUAUAGAUGAUCAUCUAAUAAUUUUUCCUAAAUUUACUUUCAGUCAUGAACCAUUUCAUAAGACGAGGUGUUAACUCCAGUGUGAUGUCAUUAUUCCGUCAAUCUUGGCUGGAAAUAUUUCCAUUCUUGUACUGUGUCAAGAUGCCAGUGACAUGAUGAAAAACCUUCAUCUAGCUUGUUAUUUCUUCGCUGCAAUAUUUUCAAGAAAAAUUACUUGAAGAAAGGGAAGAAUUCUGGCAGAAAUAUCUAUUAAAGCAUAACAAAAAAAGAUUUUUUAGAGAUACUUAAAAUAUUAUUAAAUGUUUUAUAUAAGGGAAAUUAAGAAGGGAGUUAUGUAAUAAAUAAAUUAGGAAUCUCACCGCUGAUGUCUACACGUGAUUUAUUUAAUCAUCGCAUUUCCAGUAAUCUUGUUAGACUGGGAUUCAUCUCUGCUAAAUGAGUCAACGAGUUGGAUUUGAUCCAUUUGUUGUUAGAAGUUUUGCACUUCUCACCAAGCCUGGUGGCAUUUAGUAUCGUUUUUCUCAUAACUGGUUGACGAAUUCCCCGUCUCCAAGUCACGAUUUUUUUCCUCUCUUGCUUCAGGUUUGAAAUCUCUGGUGACGAUGAGAAGCAAAAGCUAUCGCCCGAACUUUGUGAACUGGAGGUGUUCUUCUAUCUGCCGUGAUGAAUAAGUAGUAUUAUUUGAGGAAAUUAUACGGUCAAAAGGCAUUGAAAGAGCUUCCCCUCUUGUUUGCAGUCUCAGAGAGAACGAGUUCGCAGCCUUCAUCAGCAUGCUCAACGAGAAUGCCACCAGAAGGUAACUCCUUGCUCUUCAAGUGUCAAAACUAUUUUCUUUUUAUUUUUUUCUGCAAUGGAAGAAGCCCCCUUUCCUCUUUUGGUGAAUUCAAAAAUUUCCAGUGUGGUAGUAAGCAUUCUAUGCCAUGUGUUCCUGAUGCUUCCUUCCACAGUAACGUAUGAUGUCUCUCUCUCUCUCUAUCCCCCCCUCUAUCUCUCUCUCUCUCUUCAAGGGAACUUUUUUUUUUGUCGUUGUGAUCAGGAAAAAAAAAAAAAAGAAUAAUUUUCAUUGACAUCUGCAGGUGUUGGGUUCAAGCUACGUGUUAUGAUAGAGCAUCCCUCGUUUCAUUUUCUCCUCCAUUUCCCCUUUAUUUUUGGAGAUUCUAUGCACCAUCAUGCUGAAUUUAUCCGCCAUGGUUCUCCAGAGACGUCCCUCAAGAAGAAAUAUCACAUUUUAUACUCGACCAUAUUUUUUUUAUUUGUAAAAAAGAAAAAAAGGAACCAUAUCAAUCUGCAGCUGAAAUCAUCCAGAAAGGGCCACAUUAAAAGUAACUUGGCUCAUCUGGGUACCAUUAAUACAUGACAUUUACGUGCAUGACCAGUUAUAAUAUCCAGCAUUCAUUCCUUGAUGGACCGGUGAUUAUACUCCUCCCUUACCCUUCCAGUUCCACAACGUUUGGGGGCAACUCUUGAAGACUGGCUUCCAGAACUCUCGCUUCGCUCACCAGGUCUCAAAACCAAUUAAACCCCUAUUUAUUUUUAUUUUUAUUUUUCUCCCCCCCACACACACAAACUUCUGGCCUCUUAUAUGUGCAGGUAGAGAGGUUCGCCUGCUUGUAUACGAGCCAAGUGACUAACCUUAGCCUCUACUCCCCUGACAAGUACUACCGGCCCAGCGAAGACUUCAUGCCCCAUGAAUUCGACAUCCUUCCAUUCUAG
Spirodela intermedia is the source of this 12878-nucleotide messenger RNA. NCBI's taxonomy places the organism in Eukaryota, Viridiplantae, Streptophyta, Magnoliopsida, Alismatales, Araceae. The record is from the annotation of a GenBank genome assembly.